Cornus florida is the source of this 621-nucleotide messenger RNA. RefSeq lists its product as uncharacterized. The transcript has 2 exons. NCBI's taxonomy places the organism in Eukaryota, Viridiplantae, Streptophyta, Magnoliopsida, Cornales, Cornaceae. The record is from RefSeq and is a predicted model, not a curated record. Bases 1 to 621 code for a protein of 206 amino acids.
AUGGAAGAAGGACAUAAUUAUCAUGGAACCGAGGAAAAAGCUUCUUAUGUUCUUGUUGAGGCUAAAGUGGAACAAUCUGUUCAGGGUAAUAUGGGAAGAGAACAGGAGCAGUUAAAUGACUUACAGAAAAUGGAGCACUACAAAACAGAAGAAGCAGAAGGGUGGGUUAGAAAGAUGGAGUUUAUAUUUGCGAUAAUGAAUGCAUCAGAAGACAAAAAAGUAAAUUUGGCUACAUUCAUGUUCAAAGACGAAGCCAGUUAUUGGUGGGAAACAACAAAACAUUUGUUGCAUACUCUAGGAGAAAGAGAGGUGAUAUUCUGGAAUCCGUUUGUGAAAGCUUUUUAUGAAAAAUAUUUUCCUCCAGUUUACAGAAAGCAGAUGGAGCGGAAGUUUAUUCUCCUAGCACAAGAUAAAAUGUCUGUAGCCGAUUAUGAAGCUAAGUUUACAGCUCUAUUGAGGUUUGCACCUAAGUUUGUACAGGAUGAAGAAGAUAAAUGUAUGAGAUUCCAAGAUGGUUUAGAAGCAGCUGUUAAAUCUAGAGUUUCAAUUUUUGAGGAGAAAAAUUACAAUAAACUUGUGAACAAAGCUAUGAUUGCUGGAAAAGAUGUGAAGGAAUUGUAG